Messenger RNA from Bombus pascuorum, 2338 nucleotides. RefSeq names its product homogentisate 1,2-dioxygenase (gene hgo). The record is from RefSeq and is a predicted model, not a curated record. The transcript has 8 exons. Gene Ontology annotation, cellular component: cytoplasm. NCBI's taxonomy places the organism in Eukaryota, Metazoa, Arthropoda, Insecta, Hymenoptera, Apidae. Gene Ontology annotation, molecular function: homogentisate 1,2-dioxygenase activity. Gene Ontology annotation, biological process: L-phenylalanine catabolic process. The coding region runs from base 216 to 1577 and encodes 453 amino acids.
GCUGUGGAGCGAUAAAUUUUCAUAAGGCGCGUGGAAUUUCUGACUUUUGAAACGAUGCCGAUCGAACGUAUCGACGAGACGCACCUUCUCGUAUUCCGCGCUGCGAUUGGUCGACGCCGUGGCAAAACAACUAAACACGUUCUUUUGCAUAAUGACGAUUUCGUUGUUAUUACGUACGACCCGACCAUGUUGUUCUCGUAUAAAAGAAUGAAGCAAUGGGAAAAAAGUUGUAUUCAGUGAUCGAGGAACGUGGCGCGAUGAAAGACGAGUUCAAGUAUUUGACAGGAUUCGGCAACGAAUUCUCCAGCGAGGACGAACGUUGCCCCGGUGCCCUACCGAUCGGUCAGAACAAUCCUCAACAAUGUCCGUACGGUCUGUACGCGGAACAGCUGUCCGGCACGUCGUUUACGGCUCCUCGCUCUCGAAACAGACGCUCGUGGUUGUAUCGAAUCAAACCGUCGGUCGUCCAUAAACCCUUCACACCGGUUGACAGCGCUCCUCGUCUCGACUACAGAUGGGACGCUGUAAAUCCAACGCCGAAUCAGCUGCGAUGGAAACCCUUUGACGUGCCGACCAGACAAGCCGCAGAGAUAGAUUUCGUGGAAGGUUUGCACACGCUAUGCGGCGCGGGAGACGCUCGCGUUCGCCAAGGUAUCGCGAUCCACGUGUAUCUCUGCAAUGCCUCCAUGAAGAACAAGGCCUUCUACAAUUCCGACGGAGAUCUUCUAAUUGUGCCUCAGCUAGGCGCGUUACUCAUAACCACGGAGUUUGGCAAGAUCCGUUGCGAGCCGAACGAGAUAUGCGUGAUCCAGCAAGGUAUGCGGUUCAACGUUGCUGUGUUCGGUCCAUCUCGAGGAUACAUCUUAGAGGUGUACGACGAUCACUUUCAAUUGCCCGAAUUGGGGCCGAUAGGAGCGAAUGGCCUGGCGAACCCACGGGAUUUUCAAACGCCUGUAGCGUGGUACGAGGAUCGUGAAAUCGAUUACGAGAUCGUGUGCAAGUAUCACGGUAAGCUGUUUGUAGCCGAGCAAGACCACAGUCCGUUCGACGUGGUAGCUUGGCAUGGAAAUUACGUUCCGUUCAAAUACGACCUCGACAAAUUCAUGGUCGUUAAUACGGUUUCCUUUGAUCAUUGUGAUCCUUCUAUUUUCACGGUCCUGACGUGCCCCUCCGGCAAGAUCGGUACAGCAGCAGCCGAUUUUGUAAUAUUCCCACCUCGAUGGUCCGUGCAGGAGCACACUUUUCGGCCUCCUUAUUAUCAUCGAAAUUGUAUGAGCGAAUUCAUGGGCCUGAUAAAGGGACGAUACGAAGCUAAGGAGGAAAGUUUCCAUCCAGGCGGAGCGUCGUUGCAUUCCAUUAUGACGCCACAUGGACCGGAUUCGUCUUGUUUCGAAACUGCUUCAAACAGCAAGUUGAAACCUGAACGCGUCGCCGAUGGAACACAAGCUUUCAUGUUUGAAACGUCGUAUAGUUUGGCGAUAACCGAAUGGGCUGCAAAUCUUUCCAACAAACUGGACAACGAUUAUUACAAAUGCUGGCAAUCUCUUAAAAAACAUUUCGUUUCGAAUGCUUCUUAAUACAUUUUUACAUUUUGCAUUUUUAUAUUUUGUAGGAAAGAUAGAAGCGAUAAGGAUACACGAUUAUAAAUAAUUAUAGGAGUACAUAAUUUGACUUCUGUUUUGUUCGUAAUAAUUACUACUUCUGUUACUACGUACCUUAACACGAUGACUGUAAAAAUUACAUAUCAUAGCGUAGUAUAUUUCGAUCUUUUGCAGCUCUCAGAACAAAAUAAAUGAAAUCCACGUGCCAGUCAACGUGUUAAUCAUCUUUUUCUGAUUCAUUUUUUAUGGAAUUAUACGACAAGAGACGAUGAGUCACAAACGAAUCUUCGUUCUUUGCUUCUCAAGUACUUUUUCUUGUAAUUAAGGAUAAGUGGUUCGUUUGUUACGAGCUUAUCACGAAUAACUUGACACAUUUAUCAUCUGUGUUAAGAAACAUGUGAGGUUGCGCUAUUUUUCGGUAGAGUGCGUGUUUAAAGUCAAACACGUAGGAAGCGUGCUCGUUAGUUUACAUUGUGCAAAAAUCGUAGUUCUCGAGAAAAUGUAAAUCGUUGUGAUUGAAUGUAAUGUGUUAUCGUGAAAAUAUAGAAAGUUGCGACAAUCGUUGAUGUCGGAUGUAACGUAAAUAUGUUUACUUCGAUCAAAUUUUUUAAUAGAUGUGGUUAAUUCGUAACUUUAACCUUACAAUGCGGAGACUUGUCAAUCUUGCGAUGCUUCUUUGUUACUUGAGCAGAAGCGUCGCAGCUAUGUAUUGUUAUCCAGACUACUGUCAGAACGUG